Molecule: messenger RNA, 677 nt
Organism: Drosophila montana
Lineage: Eukaryota; Metazoa; Arthropoda; Insecta; Diptera; Drosophilidae
Exons: 3
Coding region: 101-403 (100 amino acids)
Source: RefSeq, a predicted model, not a curated record
AGCCCAAUAAGUUGGCACUCGCAAUCUGACUGGACCUUACAGUGGCCUCAGGCAUUUCAAGGCGGUAAGAGGUGUCUCGUCCGAUAGUCAAAUAAAAGCUAUGGCUAAUCAAACAACAAUGUACGAUUAUGAGUAUCUUACAGAACAAAUCAAAGUUAACACCACAGGCAAGUCUGCCUUGGAAGAACAUUCCAAGUAUACUUUCAUGAUUGUCAUUGCCACUAUCACGUGGCUGCUGCUCAGCUGCAUAAGUGCUUUCAUUUACUGCUGCAAUUACUGGGAGCUGUUUAAACCUUCGUCGAGAAGAGCUGCUACCGAGGAGCAGUCGGACCAAUCGGAGCAGUCAGAAAUGGAGCAACAGAGCAUGCUGCUUACACAGGUCAGUGAGGUGAGCAGCACCUGAGGAUUGGGAUUAUAGCACGAAAGCGCCAGGAAGGUCACAGCAGCGGCAGAACAAAGCAGAAACGAAAUAAAUAAGCCAGACAUGGACUGAACAAAGUAAAAGGAGUGAGCUAUACAAGGCAAGAGGAAGAGCAGCAGCUGCCGGCGAUCAGCUGCAGAAGAGCAAUAUGGCGGCGUGCAGCUUCCAUUUCCGUUUCCGUAAACUUAAUUCCACACACAAACACACACACACAAGCGGAGAGUAAAAAAUCAGCAUAUGCUGCUGUUUUCCUUUC